AUGCAUUUCUCUUACAUGGCCAUCGUCGGAGCCUUGCUCAGUACCGUUAUUGGCUCCACCAUUCCCUCCCUCGAUGACAAUGCUCUAUCAUCACCGGUAAUCGACACCCGAGCAGCAGGUGGUGGCCAUUUCUCAUUGGAACUCAAUGCCGGCACCACGGAGGACGAUUUCCAAGAGCUGAAAGACGAUUUGCGUGAGGAAUUUCCAAAGGUUUUAUUCCGAUGGACUAAAAUGGAGACGGUCAGAGUCAAGAAGACCGCGACGGUGACUCUUACGGAGAAAAACAAAGAUAAAGUGAAGGACUUUUUGGAUGAUCAUCCUAAGGUUUUGAAAGCGAAAUGGGUUCUCGACGACGUCGAUCAAGGACUCAUGGAUAAAAGAACUCCUGGGGAAGACGUAAAUACCAAGGAUCACGAUCUCACGAAACGACUCGCAGUGGACUACUUGAUGAUACAGAUAGCACCUUGGAUGACGGGCGAAGAUUACGAAACCCUGAAAGAUGAUAUGAAAGAUCAUUACAAAGGCGACACCACAUGGAGUCGAUUGUCGACACCCGAAAACGUUGCAAUUUUGACUGUUGGGAAACCCAAGCAUGCACAGAUCAUCACCUGGCUUCGUAACAGGACAGAUCGCCCUAAAGUUAUUACAAUCCGCGAGGUACAGGGAGGCCAAACAGUCCAAACCAUAGACAAUUUUUGA
Glarea lozoyensis ATCC 20868 is the source of this 699-nucleotide messenger RNA. RefSeq lists its product as uncharacterized. NCBI's taxonomy places the organism in Eukaryota, Fungi, Ascomycota, Leotiomycetes, Helotiales, Helotiaceae. The transcript is spliced from 2 exons. The record is from RefSeq and is a predicted model, not a curated record. The coding region runs from base 1 to 699 and encodes 232 amino acids.